Dermacentor andersoni is the source of this 670-nucleotide messenger RNA. Lineage: Eukaryota; Metazoa; Arthropoda; Arachnida; Ixodida; Ixodidae. The record is from RefSeq and is a predicted model, not a curated record.
GAACGACCGGAGACGAGGGAGAGUCAACCUUGGUUUCAGCGUCCCAAGACAAGACAGUCGUCCCGAAGUACCCUCGAGUCAACAUGGCACGCACACUGUUCGUUCUCGCCGCACUUGUGGCCGUGGCUGCAAUGGUCUACGCUGAGGAAGAGAAGAAGGAAGACGUAGAAGGCCGCAUUGGCUUCGGCGGUGGCUAUGGCCAAUCAGCCGGCGGCAACCAAUACGGCUUCAACCGCGGACAAUCGGGCUACAACCAGGGCAGCGGAGGCUUCGACAGCGCCAACCGUUACAACAACGUGCAGGGCUUCAGGAACCGUGACGGCUACCGCACCAACCAGGGCUACGACCGCAACUCCUUCAACCGCUACGGAUCUGGUGGUGGAGGCUUCAACUCUGGCUUCAACCGCGGUGCUGGCGGCUCCUACAACCAGCACGGGUCUCAGGGAGGAGGCUAUCUCGGUUGAGCGACAAGAAUUACUUGACAAGAAGCAACAAGAACUGCCAAAAAGAAAGCUUACUUCCGUGACUUCACCCCAGGGACCUGUCUUGAGUCGUCUACACUGUGAAAACAUUCUAGCAAAGCAAAAUCAGUCUCAGCAUCGAGAGAAGCACUGCUCACUGUAAAUACAGUUGAGAAAAGUGAAAUAAACCUGUUAAUUUAUUUUUUAUA